UGCCGCGCGUGCACGUACAAUCGGGAUCCGAGUGCGCGCAGCGGAGGACAGCCGAACGGUGAAGCAGGCACAAGCCGCCGAGCGCGCAGGGAGAGCCGCAAACAGAGACUGCGAGGAGCGCAGAGGGAGCGUCAGAACUUCAGUGCACACGAGGCCAGAAAGCUAAAAUGGGAGGCAAGCUUAGCAAAAAGAAGAAGGGAUACAAUGUAAAUGACGAUAAGUCAAAAGACAAGGAUGCCAAGGCAGAGGGCGCUUCUGCUGAGGAGAGUGAAGCACCGAAAGACAAAAAAGAUGAGGCCCCUGAAGCCAGUGAUGCUAAAGAGGUAGCAAACGACACGGCUGCCAAAGAGACACCGGCUGCGGAUGGUGAAGCGCCAAAAGAGGAAGAAAAGAAUGCUGCUCCCGCCACCAAGGAGUCAGAAAAGCCUGCCUCCAAUGCUGAGCCGAAAACAGAGGCACCGAAAAGCGCGGAGGCUCCAAAGGCUGAAGAGAAACCAGCUGCCCCUGCUCCGGCCAAAGAAUCAGCUCCUGCCGCCACGGAGCCAGAGGCGAAGGCCGCGGCACCUGGCCCUGCAGCGGAGAGCAAAGGGGAGGCCGACGCCAAAAAGACUGAGGCCCCCGCUGCACCGGCAGCCAAAGCUGAGGCGGCAGCAACUGCCUCUCCUGACCCUAAGCCCACAGAGGCGGCGGCUCCUGCAGCACCUAAAGAGGCCGCUGCUGCACCUAGUUCAACACCAGCCGCCGAACCUCCCGCCAAGGAGGCCAAUGCCACAGAGGCACCAAGCAAGGAUCAAACCGUAGCAGUUCAGGAUUAAUGGACAGCUUCUUUUCCAAAAUGAAGAAA
Molecule: messenger RNA, 844 nt
Organism: Cyprinodon variegatus (sheepshead minnow)
Lineage: Eukaryota; Metazoa; Chordata; Actinopteri; Cyprinodontiformes; Cyprinodontidae
Gene: basp1
Product: brain abundant membrane attached signal protein 1
Exons: 2
Coding region: 168-815 (215 amino acids)
Source: RefSeq, a predicted model, not a curated record